Messenger RNA from Cornus florida, 1962 nucleotides. Its product is annotated as lysophospholipid acyltransferase 1-like. NCBI's taxonomy places the organism in Eukaryota, Viridiplantae, Streptophyta, Magnoliopsida, Cornales, Cornaceae. The record is from RefSeq and is a predicted model, not a curated record. The transcript has 9 exons. Gene Ontology annotation, cellular component: membrane; endoplasmic reticulum. Gene Ontology annotation, biological process: lipid modification; triglyceride biosynthetic process; phospholipid biosynthetic process. The coding region runs from base 57 to 1451 and encodes 464 amino acids. Gene Ontology annotation, molecular function: acyltransferase activity.
GCGCUUUAGAAGACAUUGAACACAGAAGGGUUGAGUCAGACCCGACCACGAAGGACAUGGAGAUGGAAGCUAUGGCCUCGGCGAUCGGGGUUUCCGUCCCCGUUCUCCGAUUUUUGUUGUGUUUUGUGGUCACGAUUCCGGUCAGCUUCCUCUGGAGAUUCAUCCCCGGUGGACCAACCGCCAAACACCUCUACGCCGCCACGUCCGGCGCAAUCCUCUCCUACCUCUCCUUCGGAUUUUCCUCCAACCUCCACUUCUUGGUCCCCAUGUUCCUAGGCUACGCUUCCAUGGUCCUCUAUCGUCGCCGAUGCGGCCUCAUCACCUUCUUCCUCGGAUUCGGUUACCUCAUUGGCUGCCAUGUAUACUACAUGAGUGGGGAUGCAUGGAAGGAAGGAGGUAUCGAUGCUACUGGUGCCUUAAUGGUGUUAACACUGAAAGUCAUUUCUUGUGCAAUAAAUUAUAAUGAUGGAUUAUUAAAGGAGGAAGGUCUGCGUGAGGCACAAAAGAAAAAUCGGUUGCUCAAUUUGCCUUCAUUAGUUGAAUACUUUGGUUACUGCCUCUGCUGUGGAAGUCACUUUGCGGGGCCAGUUUAUGAAAUGAAAGAUUAUCUUGAGUGGACAAAAAGGAAGGGGAUUUGGAUGCAUCCCGAGAAGGAACAACCACCAUCACCUUAUGGGGCAACAAUCAGAGCUCUCGUCCAAGCUGCUUUUUGUAUGGGCUUGUACUUGUACCUGGUCCCCCAUUAUCCGCUGUCCCGAUUUACUGAUCCCAUGUACCAAGAGUGGGGGUUCUGGAAGCGAUUGCAAUACCAGUACAUGUCUGGCUUUACAGCCCGCUGGAAGUAUUAUUUCAUCUGGUCAAUCUCAGAAGCUUCUAUCAUUAUUUCUGGCCUGGGUUUCAGUGGCUGGACAGAUUCUUCUCCACCGAAACCACAAUGGGACCGUGCAAAAAAUGUUGAUAUUUUGGGCGUUGAACUCGCAAAGAGUGCGGUUCAGAUUCCACUUGUAUGGAACAUACAAGUCAGUACCUGGCUACGUCAUUAUGUUUACGAGAGGCUCAUUCAGAAUGGGAAGAAACCUGGUUUCUUCCAGUUGCUGGCUACACAGACUGUCAGUGCUAUUUGGCAUGGAUUAUAUCCUGGGUACAUCAUAUUCUUUGUGCAGUCAGCAUUGAUGAUUGCAGGUUCAAGAGUUAUUUACAGAUGGCAACAAGCUAUUCCUACAAAUAUGGCUCUGAUUAAGAAGGCAUUAGUAUUUAUGAACAUUUCUUACACAAUUUUGGUGUUGAACUACUCUUGUGUUGGUUUUAUGGUAUUAAGCCUACAUGAAACAAUUACUGCAUAUGGGAGUGUAUAUUUCAUUGGGACCAUUCUUCCCAUAGUAAUCAUCCUCCUCGGUAAAGUAAUUAAACCCGCAAGGCCUGCCAGGUCUAAAGCUGUUAAAGAGCAAUGAGGAACGGAAACCAGAGACUCGAAGAUUGUAGGACCCUCAUUGUUGGUUUGUGGUUUUAUGUUGGUUUGCAUCUUGAGGUAUGUCGAGUCGUUUCAUUGUGGCCAAUUUGGCCGAGGAAAUGGCUGUAGGCAUGGAAUCUGGACCACUCCACCAAGUGAUGAACUGGCCUUAACCCCACCUCUUGAUAAUAAUUCAAGAGUUUUGGAUUAUACAUAUGUAGGAUAAUGCUGAAAAAUCCCGAACAGUUUUUUCUGUUUCGAUAAUGUAAGAGAUGCCUGAGGGUGGUGCAAUCUCAUGGUUAGAGCUAUCAAGGUGGUAGUUCAAUUUGUAUUCACUGGUAAACAUUCGCACUCUCCAUUAUUGCUCGUGCUUACAACAGCGCGAAUGAAUUAUGUGAUAUCGACAGGGUUUUUUAUAGUUUGCAUAAGAUUGGGUUCUUUAACAAAGAGUUCACUUGUGAUGUUUGUUUGAACAAAAGUGACAGCAGUGUCCCUCUAAAAUGAGCACCAAC